AUGUAUAUUGCUCGACUGCAUAAGGAGCUGCGCCAAACCAAGAAUGAACCCCAAGAAUCGUCAGCUCGUAAUGAUGAAUUGUCAAAGGAUUUUGAGGGAUACAAGGCCCUAUUUAAUUUUACCAAACAACUUUUAGACAUCGGCAAGGCGACUACGCUAGAAAAAGAACUUGAGGCUUGCCACAAUAAACUCGGAAAGUUGAAGGCCAAGAAUCAGUAUUUCGAACAACGCAACAACGAGCAACGAUACUUGGAUGGAAGAUGCUUCUCCUCUUUACACGAAGAUAUUCGCAUCCACAAGAAAGACGGAGACGAGAAGUCGAGAGAAGUCACCAUAAGUAUUGUUUUCACAUUUCCAAAGCGGACCUACUUGUCGAAUGGUUACCCAAUGGAACAACAGGACGAUUGUGCUGUCGGCUACAUGAGAUUUAAGGGCUACAUAUACCUUGCUCGUUCUGGAACUCAAGGCGACCCAACUGGUUUCAUCAACAGAAACCAUUGGACUACGGCUGCCGAGCAACUGGCUAAUUUGAACUCGACAAAUCCAGUCUCUUAUGUGAAAAAGACACAAGAUCGUGUUAUGCAAGAUUUCCGCGCACGAAAGGACGAAAUUACCAAAGACUUAUUGGAAAAGGAUAACGGGAAUAAUGAAAAUGAAACACGCCAUGUUGAGCAGCCAUUCUGCUUCAUGGAUCUGCCCGGCGAGAUACGCGACAUGAUCUAUGACUUUAGUAUACAGGACGAUGCAGUCAUGCGUCAGCGCCGAAUUUUUCAUGACACCUUUUACCUUUACUACUCCAGAAAGCGCGAGGGGCUAUGGUUUACGUGGACAGUCAAGAACCUGGACUUCUUUCAUUUCCUUCGCUUCUGGCAGUCGCUCAUGACGCGUGGGGACCACUCAGUGGAGAUAAAGCCCGAGGAGGUGCAUCUAAAGUUUGUCGACGAAAACGAAAUGAAGGAUAUAGUUCUACAUGACCGAAAGUUCGAAAACGUCAAAAGACUUGUGGAACUGCACUGGCUGGAAGGCUUUCCUCUGUGGGGUCGUCUUACUGGCUGUACCGACUUUGAGGAUGACAGGGGCCCAUUCUUCGACUGGAUGUAUUCGGUUCGCCAGAUCGUGGCACUCUACCGCGUCAAUCGUGAGACGUGGAAGAGUCAUUCCAUCAAACAUCUCCGUAAAUGUGAGGAUCUGGACGACGAUGAAUCACUAGAGACAAAUUUUCCGGCACUAGCAGACGUUGAGCUCGUCGAGAAAAUCAUUGACAUGCUAUGCUACGCAAUUGAGUACAACCUGGGAUAUAGAGGCAACUAUACGCUCUUGGGUCGUGACGGUAAAGAAUGUGACAAGGACGUCUUCAAGGUCUUUUGGUAUAAGCGCAAUCAUCGCAAGAUUGCUCUAGAAAGGGAACAUGCUUUUGUGCAUCAUGUGCGCCAGUAUCGCAACAAGAUCGACAAAGAGCUAAGAGAUCUACUUGGAGAGACAUAUGAGAUUGUCAGCAUCAAGCAUGGUCUACCGAAUCGGGAAGUCCAGGCCGUCGGCCAAGGCGAGCGCAUCCCAUGGCUUCUCGAGGAACUCGAUAUCCCAUACGAGUUGAAACUCUACAAGCGCGCAUCUCUCCUCGCACCACCUGAGCUCAAGGCAAUCUACCCCAUGGGCGCAGCACCCGUUCUCGAAGACCACACAGAUGCCAGCAAUCCCAUCAAACUUGCAGAGACUGGUGCCAUCUGCGAGUACGUCAUCCACAAGUACGCCAAUGGACGACUGGCUCUCGGACCGCAGCACAAGAACUUUGCCGACUACCUUUAUUGGUUCCACUUCGCAAACGCUUCGCUGCUAUCUGGACUUUACAGGAGAACCAUGUCCCGUGGUAUGGUCGGCGAAGAGGACCCCAGAUACAAGAACAACGACAAUCGUGUUCAUAUUGCGCUAAACCAUAUCAACAACCAACUUCUCAGCAACACUUGGCUCGCCGGCGAUGAGUUUACUGCUGCGGACAUCAUGAAUGGCUGGUGCUUCACCACGAUGCGGAAGUUUGAGUCAAUCGACUUGACCGACUACCAAGGCAUCAUGGCGUGGCUGGGACGCGUGGGACAACGUGAGGCCUAUAGACGCGCCAUGGGCAAGUCUGACCCAGACCUCGACAUAGAUUUGGGACUCACCGCGAAGGGUCCGCGGCUCGAUGAGACGUGGGAGAAGGCUAUGGCGAUGAAGCCUAGGAGAAGGGAGAAGCUGUGA
Pyrenophora tritici-repentis Pt-1C-BFP is the source of this 2235-nucleotide messenger RNA. The record is from RefSeq and is a predicted model, not a curated record. NCBI's taxonomy places the organism in Eukaryota, Fungi, Ascomycota, Dothideomycetes, Pleosporales, Pleosporaceae.